AUGUCCAAACUGUCAUUCACUGUCCACAAACCCCUAGCAGCCGACGAGGACAGGGCCAGCGACAAACUCAAACUCGGCGCUCCCUCGUCACCUCUUCAGUGCCUUCUCGGGGGGAUUCCGACGACGAGCAGAAAAGCGGGAUCGUGUUUUCUAAUGCGUGGGCGUAAAUAUGAGCCAGACCCUAGCGGUGAUGAAGACGGUCGUCUAGAGAACGAGUUUAUCACUUCUUUCAAAAAGUUCAGUGCACAACGGUGGAAAAAGCCCAAGACCAAAGCUCCUACAUGCCCUCUUGUUAUUCUUUCGAAGCCAAAUCCUGACUGGCGGGAGGCGGCAUUGAAACGUCGUGCAGGUGCUGCACGAUUCAUUCCUGACUCCGCGAAAGCGAGUACAGGUGCAGACGGCAGCGUCGGAGGGCUUGGAACGCGCGAUACCAUCAACUCCGGCCCCCAACUCUCAGGUAUCCAGUUCGGCGACAAGAAAGUCAAAAUCGACACAAGCACGACGUCGAUUGACGAAGAGACAAGUAUGACAGUAGAAGAAUAUGCGAAAGAGCGUGUGCCCAUCACUGCGUUCGGAGCCGCUAUGCUCCGCGGCAUGGGUUGGGUGGACGGUGGGGCUGUUACAAGCUCAGAAAGAGCGAAAAAGAAUGCGCUGGUGGAGCCUUACCUACCUAAAUCACGCCCUGCACUCUUGGGUAUUGGAGCAAAGGAGCAGGAGGUGCUGGAUGACGGCAGUAAGAAGAAGAAACGGCGAGGGGACGAGAAGCGUUAUAUCCCGCUUGUGAGACAGGUGAGCAGUAGGGAGGAAAGCAGGAAUUGGAGUUUAACUGUUUCGAGGAGGGCCUCGUGGUCACCUGAGAGAAGGAGCGAAGGGGAGAGCAGUAGGAAUGAUGGUGAUCGUGAGAGGAGGAGGGAUAGAAGGAGGGAUGAUGUCCAUGACCCUAGGAGAGAAAGAGAUCGUGAUAGGCGCGACGAGAACACGACCGUAAAGAUCGAAGAGACAGAAACCGGCGAGAUGACAGGAGGAGAAGAGACGGCAGUAGAAAGGACAGUGACAGGGACUUGGACCGAAGGGACCGAGAACGCUAUAUUGAUAAACGCCGUGACAACGUCUGGGACUGUGACGAUCGCGAUCGACACAGAGAUGGUGAGAGCAAACAGGGAGGACGGGACAGACCAGAUUAAUUAG
Suillus subalutaceus is the source of this 1188-nucleotide messenger RNA. Its product is annotated as DExH-box splicing factor binding site-domain-containing protein. Bases 1 to 1188 code for a protein of 395 amino acids. Gene Ontology annotation, biological process: mRNA splicing, via spliceosome. The transcript is spliced from 4 exons. Lineage: Eukaryota; Fungi; Basidiomycota; Agaricomycetes; Boletales; Suillaceae. Gene Ontology annotation, cellular component: spliceosomal complex. The record is from RefSeq and is a predicted model, not a curated record.